GAGCGGAGGACACGGAGGCCGUUAGAUGGGCGCAGACGGUGGUGGACAAAGUUGGAGGAGCAAAGCUGCCAAAUCUGAAGGGGGCUCACAGGCAGAGUGCCCCGGCACUCUGCCUGGCGAGACACUUCACGCUGCGCAAUGGACACGCGAAAGACGAUAAAGGGCAGCCUGCCACAAUCCUCACGGAUAUUGCAGCGCAUUCGGAUGCGGCGAUUCUCAUGGACAUGGAGGCGGCGAUGCCUUAUCUGGCGAGUGAAGUCAAGUGCAACCUGCCGAUGGCUCUGCUGGUGAUGGGACAUGAUUGUCGGUGCCAGAGAGAUGAUUGCAAGAGGAUCUCGGUGCCGGCUUUCGAUGCGCAGCAGCAACCUGUGAUACUUGCAGUCACAGCUCAUCAGAUGAGCGAUCACAGGAUCAGCUUCGCCCCGGCAUCCAUAAAGCAGGUGACGGUCGAGCAGACGAUCGUUUCAGCCUUUGCAAUUUACAAAGACGAGCUGGAUGAAAUUCAAUGGAACCGCAUGAAACAG
This is a messenger RNA of Effrenium voratum, 524 nucleotides long. Lineage: Eukaryota; Dinophyceae; Suessiales; Symbiodiniaceae. The record is from the annotation of a GenBank genome assembly.